GAUCCUAAAAUACUUUAGUUGUUUUCCCAAAUUCUUAAUUAGCAUUGAAAACAAAAUAAACAUGGGUUUUCUAAAAAUAAGAAGGACGUCAAAGGAGUGAUUAUUUUAGAAUCGUGAAACAAUCAUGCGCUAUUAUUGCGAAGAAGUAGUCUUUCUUCUUUAGAACUUUUGCUGUAACCUAAUCAAAAGGGUGACUCAUUUUCUUAAACAAUUGAAAAUGAAUGUAAUAUUUUUAUUCAUCAUUUUUCUCGUAAGCACGAGCGUUCUAUUAAGCGGUCUGAUAUCGUUAAUUGGAUAUAUUUUGUAUGAAGAAAUGAUGUCAGUUUAUUCUGAAACACUUGUGGAAUUUUCUGUACCGUGUGACGAUCUGUCACUUAGCCCUGAUGAAGAUUUUGAAACAUUUGAUAUCAAGAGAAACGGAUUGAAGACGUUUGUGAGAGGUGAUAGAUACAUGUGUAGCUAUGGAAAUGUUACAGAGCUGGUUCGCUUGGUUGUCGAAAGACAGUCAAGACUACGACUCGCAAAAGGAUUAGACGCAUACCCAUACCUGUCAUGUGGCAACGAAAGCUUAGUUCCAAAAUCUGGACACCUGACAGUAGCUUUUUCGGGGAUAUCACAGCCUCAAAGAUUUUCAGACGAAGAUUCAGACAACGUUAUCUUUCAUUGGGACACACAUUCAAGUAAUUCCCAUAUUGAUCCUUCAGUUUCUUAUCAUAAUGGUAAGAUUACUAUUCCAGAGGGCAGGACUUACUUUAUAUAUGCAUCAGUACAUUUCAACAUCAGCCGACAAAAUAAUACACAGUUCCAAAACUUACAACAGUUUUCAGUACGGAUUUGCAGAAGAGUACACGAGUAUGAGCAGACUCUAUUAGGAAGCACGAAGAUGUUUAACAUCAGCAACGCCAACACAAGUUUAAGAAUUGCAAGUCAUUUGAAGAUGUCGAGAGAUGAUAAAAUAUACAUAAAAGUAUCGGAUGCAAAACGACUAAUACCUUUCUCAAACGGCAAUAGUUUUGGACUUUUCCCAACAUAGAUAUCAUCUCCUUGGUGAGAAACUAAACUCGAUAUAAAAUAAGAUACAGAAGUGAUUGACAAACUGCAUACUGUUCAGAGGCGAUUAGCUUGUUGAAGUGGACUGUGUAUGUCUUAGGUCUUGUGCAUUUAUCAUGAAUGCUUUCAACUGCCGAAGAUGUAUGCCAGUCUGGUGUUGAUUUUCAAUUAAAAAUAACCAAAAAAUA
This is a messenger RNA of Mercenaria mercenaria, 1238 nucleotides long. RefSeq lists its product as uncharacterized. Gene Ontology annotation, biological process: immune response; positive regulation of canonical NF-kappaB signal transduction; extrinsic apoptotic signaling pathway via death domain receptors. Gene Ontology annotation, cellular component: membrane. The coding region runs from base 218 to 1033 and encodes 271 amino acids. Gene Ontology annotation, molecular function: tumor necrosis factor receptor binding. The transcript has 4 exons. Lineage: Eukaryota; Metazoa; Mollusca; Bivalvia; Venerida; Veneridae. The record is from RefSeq and is a predicted model, not a curated record.